AGAGGCGUGACCAAAUGUCCAUGUGUCAACAUGGCGGAGUAUUUAGCAUCUAUUUUUGGUACAGAAAAAGACAAAGUCAAUUGUUCAUUCUAUUUUAAAAUCGGAGCCUGCAGACACGGAGAAAGAUGCUCAAGACUCCACAACAAACCAACUUUUAGUCAAACUAUUGUACUUCAGAAUAUGUACCAGAACCCCAACAAUUCAACGCAGAACCCCAGUGGCUUAAUGACUGUAAGUCCUGAAGUUGAGCAGGCUCAUUACGAAGAGUUCUUUGAAGAUGUCUUUAUUGAAUGCGAAGAGAAAUAUGGCCCCAUUGAAAAAAUGAAUGUGUGUGAUAACUUGGGUGAUCAUCUUGUUGGAAAUGUCUACAUCAAGUUUCGUUUUGAGGAAGAUGCCGAGAAAGCCGUCCAGUCGCUCAACAACCGCUGGUUCAACGGGCACCCGAUACACGCCGAACUCUCUCCGGUGACCGACUUUAAGGAGGCGUGUUGCAGACAGUAUGACAUGGGGGAAUGCACUCGCGGAGGCUUUUGCAAUUUUAUGCAUCUCAAGCCAAUAUCUCGAGAACUAAAACGUUUUCUAUACAGCGGCAGUAGUAGUAGUAAUGAUAGACAUAGAAGGAGUCGCUCGCGGAGCAGGGACAGACAAAGGUCGCCGUUUCAGAAUCGAAGUAAUCGACGGUCUCGGUCAACCUCUCCUCCACAUUACAAGUGACAUACACUUCUCAUCUCUCUUACUUUCUCUCUUUCUCCUCUUUGAUUGUAUAUUGUUUUGUUUUUCAAACAUUCUCAUUCAAUGUGUAUCAUGUGUUUGUCUUUCAAUGAAUUUAUACCAAAGACAUAAAAAA
Amphimedon queenslandica is the source of this 847-nucleotide messenger RNA. RefSeq names its product splicing factor U2AF 35 kDa subunit-like. The transcript is spliced from 8 exons. The coding region runs from base 31 to 714 and encodes 227 amino acids. Gene Ontology annotation, biological process: mRNA splicing, via spliceosome. Gene Ontology annotation, molecular function: metal ion binding; RNA binding. NCBI's taxonomy places the organism in Eukaryota, Metazoa, Porifera, Demospongiae, Haplosclerida, Niphatidae. The record is from RefSeq and is a predicted model, not a curated record. Gene Ontology annotation, cellular component: U2AF complex.